AUGGCGGAUCCGCGUGGUCGAUUGGGGUGGCUUGGAUGGCGCUAUUUCCUACAACGGCCGCGACAAUCUCACGCGGCAGCCUCCGCCGACGCCCCACACGUCACCGUCAUCCGACCCGUCAAAGGCCUCGAACCGCACCUGUAUGAGUGUCUGGCGUCGACCUUCCGGCAGGAUUACCCGUCCGACCGAUUGACCGUCUGCUUCUGCAUCUCGUCCCGACAGGAUCCGGGCUAUCCGACGCUGGAGCGGCUCGUCGAGGAUUUCUCGCACGCCGGCGCACGACUCUACGUCGAGGAGGAUGACCCGCUGCUGCAACCGGGCAAUGAGCACGUGUACCAGCUGGGCCCGAACCCCAAGAUCCGUAAUAUGAGUCGGGCCUAUCGGGAAGGAGAGGGAGACAUCGUCUGGAUUAUCGAUUGCAACGUCUGGAUCGGCCCGGGUGUCUGUGGGCGCAUGGUGGACCGACUGUGUGGGUUUGGAACGCCGUCAGAAAAGAAGAAAAAGUACAAAUUCGUCCAUCACUUGCCGUUGGUCGUGGACGUGACCGAUGAGCCUGGUGUGGCUGGGGAGCAGGAGGCUCUUUUGGACGCGUGUCGAGCACGCGGGGACACCUCGGCUGUUGCCGAAAACGCUAGCGUCCUGGAGAUGGGAGGAGGUCGACUGGAAGAGUUGUUCAUGUCGUCCGCGCACGCUAAAAUGUAUACGGCGAUCAACACGGUGCUCAUCGCGCCGUGCAUUGUCGGGAAAUCGAACAUGUUCCGCCGCUCGCACCUCGACUACCUGACGGCACCAGCGUCAGGGGACGGCAGCGAUGGGCCGCCUCGCAACGCGGGAAUCGACUACUUCUCGGACAACAUCUGCGAGGACCACCUGAUCGGCGAUCUACUGUGGAAGAAGCAGGUGCGGGAGGAGAAGAAAGAGCACGGCGGAGAAAGGCUGGGCAAGCACGCGAUGGUCUUUGGGGACCUCGCGUUCCAGCCGGUCGCCAACAUGAGCGUGCCGGCGUACGUGGCCAGACGUGUUCGCUGGCUGCGGGUGCGCAAAUUCACCGUGCUGCUCGCGACGCUGGUCGAGCCCGGGACGGAGUCCUUCCUGUGUUCAUGCUACGGGGCGUGGGGCAUCACGACAGCACUAGCCCCGUGGCUGCAGGAGAAGGGAUACGCGUGGGCGGCGUCCCUUUCCACAUGGACGGCGUUCUUCGCGUUCUUCUGGACCAACAUGCUCGUGUGGAUCCUAGUCGACUGGACACUGUACAUCAAGUUGCACUCGGCGAAGACAGUAGAGCUGAGCGAGGACACGCCGCCCUUCGCGCGGCCGCCGCCGUCCAGACGGACGCGACGGUCGUUCGGGACGUGGUUUGCGGCGUGGCUGGGGCGAGAGUUGCUGGCGCUCCCGGUCUGGAUGUGGGCUGUAUACGGCGGCGUUACGGUGAGGUGGCGGGAUCGGCAAUUCCGGGUCGGCCUGGACGCGAAGGUCCGCGAGAUGGAACCGGGGAUGGAUGUACUCCCUUUCGUAUCCCCUUCGUAUCAGCUAGAACAGACUUAA
Molecule: messenger RNA, 1545 nt
Organism: Aspergillus campestris IBT 28561
Lineage: Eukaryota; Fungi; Ascomycota; Eurotiomycetes; Eurotiales; Aspergillaceae
Product: putative ceramide glucosyltransferase
Exons: 3
Coding region: 1-1545 (514 amino acids)
Biological process (GO): glucosylceramide biosynthetic process
Cellular component (GO): membrane
Molecular function (GO): ceramide glucosyltransferase activity
Source: RefSeq, a predicted model, not a curated record